Messenger RNA from Heterobasidion irregulare TC 32-1, 762 nucleotides. RefSeq lists its product as uncharacterized. Bases 1 to 762 code for a protein of 253 amino acids. Gene Ontology annotation, biological process: signal transduction. The transcript is spliced from 4 exons. The record is from RefSeq and is a predicted model, not a curated record. NCBI's taxonomy places the organism in Eukaryota, Fungi, Basidiomycota, Agaricomycetes, Russulales, Bondarzewiaceae. Gene Ontology annotation, cellular component: cytoplasm.
AUGAAAACUCAGGUUAACACAAAGGCUUCGCGCGCUGACUGCUUGUUCAUCGCCAAGCUCGCCGAGCAAGCAGAACGAUGGGAUGACGUGAUAUCACAACUCAAGUCCAUCAUCGCCUACUCCGAUGCCCAGCUCACCACGGAAGAGCGCAACCUGCUCUCCAUCGCGUAUAAGAACAUCACGGGCACCCUGCGCGCAAGCUGGCGCGCCGUCGACCAAAUCGAGAAGCACGAGAGGAUGGUCCCCGACGUCCCGCGGCACGAGCUCGCGUUGCUGCAGCGCGAGCGCGAGCGGAUCGAGAAUGAGCUGGCGAACCGGUGCACCGAGCUUCUGAGGCUGCUCGAGAAGACGCUCACGCCGGCUGCGAGCAUCGGCGAAGAGCGGGUCUUCUAUCACAAGAUGCAAGGCGAUUAUUACCGCUACCUCGCAGAGUUCGCGACGCGCGCGCUGCGCGAGUCGAGCGCCACCCGCGCGCUCGAGUCGUACAAGGCCGCGUACAAGCACGCGCUGGCCACGCUCGAGCCGUGGCACCCGACGCGCCUCGGGCUCGCGCUCAACUUCGCCGUCUUUUUCCGCGACGUGCGCGCGAGCCCCGAGCGCGCGUGCCACCUCGCGAAGCACGCGUUCGACGAGGCCGUGCUGGGCCUCGAGCUGGAGCCGGAGCGCGCGGGGAAGGACGCGCUCAUGAUUCUGCAGCUGUUGCGUGACGAUCUGGUGCUGUGGGCGGAAGAGAUGGUGCAGCAAGAUGCUAUGAACCUAUGA